Messenger RNA from Zychaea mexicana, 611 nucleotides. RefSeq lists its product as uncharacterized. Lineage: Eukaryota; Fungi; Mucoromycota; Mucoromycetes; Mucorales; Lichtheimiaceae. The record is from RefSeq and is a predicted model, not a curated record. Bases 161 to 490 code for a protein of 109 amino acids. The transcript is spliced from 4 exons.
GCCAGCCUUUUUUAUAUUAACAAGGAGAACGGGUGAAGGAGAGACAGAGGAGGCAAUUGUUGUGUCUCCAGAGCCCUCAUGUGCUUUAUUAGAUCAUAAGAACAACCUGCCGUAUAUUAUACUCUUUUGUGUCAGAUCUUGCAAUCUUUCUGCUACAUGCAUGGAGUACGAUCCACCUCUUUUUGAAGGCACUUCUAACCAGGAACGGCUCGUUAACAAUGCCAUUUCCGUCUUUGUGAUGAGCUUUGUGCUAUUCACUCUCGCGAGUUCCAUCGUUCAUGGCUUCGGAAAAUCUCCUGUGCAUUUACUCUUCGGAAUCAGUGUCCUGGUUUUCGCUCUAUGCUUAAGAAAACUGAUGAAAUGGUGGAGCUAUGGUGAUCUUGAUCCAAAGUUCAAGUGGGUUAUCGUUGCGCACGCUGCUUCAUUAUCUCUCCUUUGCAUAGUUGCCAAUAUUUACAUCUGGGCAUCCCCUAGCUGUUCAGUAUGCUGAUCAUGAGGGCAAGAACGACGUCCCUUACAUAUAAUAUCUUAUACAUAUAGCUUAAUACAUAAUCAACCUUAUAAUGAUAUAACUACCUAAUAAUUUAUCUGAAUUAAGUAAAUAUAUUUAA